UUUCAUUAGCCACCUAAAAAUAAAAGUAAGAAGGGUAAGAAGAAGAAGUCUGCAAAGUCUAAAACACCUACAGUAAUUGAUGGUAUUUCAACUGAAGAAAUGACUAAAGAACAGUUGGAGGAGCAUAUUGGACGCUUACGUGAGGAAUUGGACCGAGAGAGGGAGGAAAGAAACUACUUCCAACUGGAAAGAGAUAAAGUGAAUACGUUUUGGGAGAUUACCAAGCGGCAACAGGAAGAAGCAAAAGCAGAACUCAGGAACAAAGACAGGGAAAUGGAGGAUGCUGAAGAACGACAUCAAGUUGAAAUCAAGGUUUAUAAACAGAAAGUCAAGCAUCUUUUGUACGAGCACCAAAAUAACAUUUCAGAGCUGAAGGCGGAAAGUGCAGUUGCUAUCAAACUGGCACAGGAUGACCAUCGGGGUCAGGAAUCAGACUUACGCAAAGACAAACGUGGUCUGAAAGUCUCCCUCAAAGACCAGGAACUAGCACAUGAGGAUAUCAUCAAAAAUCUUAAAAUCAAACAUGAUGAGCAAGUCACCUUCCUAAGGGAUGAAUUUGAACGAGAAGCCAGAGAAAUUGAAGCAAAAUAUGAGAAGAAAAUGCGAAUGUUAAGGGAUGAACUCGAGUUGAGGAGGAAAACCGAAAUUCAUGAGAUUGAGGAACGAAAAAACGGUCAAAUCAACACGCUUAUGAAGAACCAUGAGAAAGCAUUCAGUGACAUCAAAAAUUAUUAUAAUGAUAUAACCCUGAAUAACCUGGCUCUUAUUAACUCUCUUAAGGAACAAGUGGAAGAAAUGAAAAAGAAGGAAGAAAGAAUGGAGAAACAGAUGAAUGAAAUCCAACUGGAGAAUAAGAGGUUGAAGGAGCCUCUGGAGAAAGCCCGGGAAGAGGUGGCGGAACUACAAAGACAACUAGCAAAUUACGAAAAAGACAAAGCUUCACUUGCAAGUGCCAAGGCUAGGUUGAGAGUGAUGGACCAGGAGUUCAAAAAUUUACAAUGGGAGCAUGAAGUGCUGGAGCAGAGGUUUGAGAAGAUGCAACAUGAGCGAGAUGAACUGUAUCGCAAGUUUGUGAAAGCUAUCCAUGAAGUUCAGCAGAAGAGCAACUUCAAGAACCUCUUGCUGGAAAAGAAGCUUGUAGCUCUUGCAGAUACUCUAGAGAAGAAAGAGGCACAGCUGAAUGAGGUCCUCUCAGCCUCGAACCUUGAUCCAACGGCUUUGACAGUAGUUACCAGAAAACUUGAGGAUGUCCUUGAUUCAAAGAACAGUGCAAUUAAGGAUCUGCAAUAUGAACUUGCAAGAGUUUGCAAAGCACACAACGACCUCCUUAGGACUUACGAGUCUAAGCUACAGACGUUUGGCGUUCCAACAGAAGAGCUGGGCUUCAAGCCGCUUGAAAGUACAGUUGGAGGACAGCAGCUAGGCCAGGGAUCAGCAGGACUUGUUGCAGCUCCAACCUAGGAAUUCUAACACAAUAGCUCUGAACUUUUUUAUGAAUGCAGAUUAAAUGUCAAUAUAGAUACAUAAUACAUGGUUAAGAUGCAUCCUGUAUAAUUCCUAUUGCUUCUUUAUUGCUCUAUUUCAAUGUACAUAUUAUUAAUUAUAUCAUAUUAAAAUAAAUUCUAAUACCUCCUUAUUGUAUAGUCAUUUGGUUCCAGUAUGUGACAGCUUUUGUUUGAUUAAUAAAACUAUACCUUGAUGUAAUAUAUGUAUCUA
This is a messenger RNA of Anneissia japonica, 1716 nucleotides long. RefSeq names its product dynein regulatory complex subunit 4-like. The coding region runs from base 100 to 1461 and encodes 453 amino acids. NCBI's taxonomy places the organism in Eukaryota, Metazoa, Echinodermata, Crinoidea, Comatulida, Comatulidae. The transcript is spliced from 10 exons. Gene Ontology annotation, molecular function: small GTPase binding; microtubule binding. Gene Ontology annotation, biological process: cell motility. Gene Ontology annotation, cellular component: motile cilium; Golgi apparatus; microtubule. The record is from RefSeq and is a predicted model, not a curated record.